UUUCUCCCUGGCUCUCUUUUCCUUUGGUUUUCCUCCCCAUCUGCCACCAUGGGCCCCACUCGCUGGGGGAUCUGCUCUGCUGGGAAAAUCAGCCACGAUUUUCUUGUGGCCCUGAAAACCUUGCCACCGGAGGACCACAAGGUGGUGGCCAUUGCUUCUCGAGAGCUCAGCCGGGCUCAGGAAUAUGCCAAGAAUCACAGCAUCCCCAAGGCAUAUGGUUCCUAUGAGGAACUGGCUCAGGAUCCAGAUGUUGAUGUGGUAUAUGUGGGAGUGAUACAUCCCUAUCAUCUCCCAGCCAGCCUCCUAUUCAUCCAGGCUGGGAAAAAUGUGCUUUGUGAGAAACCACUGGGCAUGAAUGCUGCUGAGGUCAAGGCAAUGGUGCAGGCAGCUCGGGAAAAGAACGUCUUCUUUAUGGAGGCUUGCUGGACCCGCUUUUUCCCGGCUUCGGAGAAGAUCCGUUCCCUGCUGAAGCAAAGCGUGGUGGGGGACGUGGUAGUAUUACAUGUCGAUUUUGGUUUAGCUAUGCUCUCAGUCCCCAGAUGUGUGAAAAAGGAGCUUGGGGGUGGUGCCUUGCUAGAUAUCGGCAUCUACUGUGUUCAGUUGGCCUGUAUGGUCUUCAAUGGGGAGAAACCACAAUCCAUUGUGGCCACAGGAUUCUUGCACGACACAGGAGUAGACAAAAUGGCAUCAAUCAUCCUGAACUAUUCAGGCCAACGACAGGCUGUCCUCACCUGCAAUAUGGCGAACGAACUGCCGAAUCGAGCAACCAUUAGUGGGACCAAUGGAUUAAUUGAAAUUCCAGGUUAUUUCUGGUGCCCACAGAAGUUGGUCAUCAAUGGGCAGAAGGAAGAGUUCCCCCUUCCUGCUCCAUCCCAAAAACUGAACUUUCCUAGCGGCACAGGUCUACGAUAUGAGGCAGAGCAUGUCAGGCAAUGUCUUCUGAAAGGCUUGAAGGAGAGCCCUGUCAUGUCUCACGCAGACAGUGAGCUUAUUCAUUCCAUUCUGGAUGAAGCCCGCAGGCAGCUGGGAGUAUCCUAUCCUCAGGACCGUGCCUGACCCAUACUGUAGUUUGCUCUCUAUGUAUAUGAGAGAAGAAACAUUACUGUUAUCCCUAGAUAAUUCCCAAUACUGUGAACAUAGGGGUCAACCAGUCAAGUUGCAAGAGUUGGUUAAACAGUUUGGAAUUUGCAGAUAAGUUCCAAGAAGCUUGCUGUUUGUUAUAUACUGUAUUUCUUCAAUUCUAAGCCACAUUUCCACCAUAUAAACAUCUCAAAAGCAGGGUGUGACUUAGCAUUAAAAGUGAGAUAGAAAGAAAGCUUUUUCUUCUAUUAGUGGUACUGAAAUUAGUAUGCGUUUUACAAUUGAUGGGAAUUCAGAAUUGAAGAAAUAUAGAAAUUUCCACCGCCGGACAGCAAACUGUAAAAUAAAGCUAACAUUGCCUUCAUCUCACAA
Anolis sagrei ordinatus is the source of this 1452-nucleotide messenger RNA. RefSeq names its product trans-1,2-dihydrobenzene-1,2-diol dehydrogenase-like. Lineage: Eukaryota; Metazoa; Chordata; Lepidosauria; Squamata; Anolidae. Gene Ontology annotation, molecular function: nucleotide binding; D-xylose 1-dehydrogenase (NADP+) activity. The record is from RefSeq and is a predicted model, not a curated record. Gene Ontology annotation, biological process: D-xylose catabolic process.